CUCAUAAACAUACACAGCUGUAUAUAAGAGUGUCGCUCUGGUUCAGCCCCGCAUCACCUGGUGGUUGUACCCUCGACCUCACCAUACACAUCGACAUACGGGCAGGAUGAAGCUGCUGUUGGUUGUCGUCGCUGCUCUGGCCGUGGCCAGCUGUGCCAGCAUCUCCCUGGAAGACCUGGAGUUCCACGCCUGGAAACUGAAGUUUGGAAGAUCUUACAACUCUCCAUCAGAGGAGACUCACCGCAUGCAAAUCUGGCUCCGAAACCGCAAACUGGUACUGGUGCACAAUAUCAUGGCCGAUCAGGGCAUCAAAUCCUACCGCCUUGGCAUGAACUACUUUGCUGACCUGGAAAAUGAGGAGUACAAGCGCUUGAUUUCUCAGGGCUGCCUGGGCUCCUUCAACGCUUCUCUGCCUCGUGGUGGCUCCACCUUCCUGCGCUUGCCUGGAGUCACUGAUCUGCCACAAACCGUCGACUGGAGGGACAAGGGCUACGUCACUGACGUCAAGGACCAGAAGCAGUGUGGCUCCUGCUGGGCCUUCAGCACAACUGGUUCCCUGGAGGGUCAGAACUUCAGGAAGACAGGGAAGAUGGUGUCCCUGAGUGAGCAGCAGCUGGUGGACUGCUCUGGUGACUAUGGCAACGAGGGCUGCAAUGGAGGCUUAAUGGACAAUGCCUUCAAAUACAUCCAGGCCAACGGAGGUAUAGACACAGAAGACUCCUACCCGUAUGAGGCUGAGGAUGGAAAGUGCCGUUACAAUCCUGCCACCAUUGGUGCCAAAUGCACCGGCUUUGUUGAUAUAAAACAAGGAGAUGAAGACGCCCUGAAGGAGGCUGUGGCCACCAUUGGACCCGUGUCUGUGGCUAUCGAUGCUUCUAAUGAGUCUUUCCAGUUAUAUGAAUCAGGAGUGUAUAAUGAGCCGGAUUGCAGCAGCACAGAAUUGGACCACGGUGUUCUCGCUGUGGGAUACGGCAGUGAUGGCGGACAUGACUAUUGGCUGGUCAAGAACAGCUGGGGUCAAUCCUGGGGAGACAAGGGAUACAUCAGGAUGACCAGGAACAAACACAACCAGUGUGGCAUCGCUACUGCCUCCAGCUACCCCCUGGUCUGAGAAGGUCUUUCAUCUGUAUCACAUAAUUCACUAUAAUUCCAUAGAGCAGCGAACUUAUCACUUGACUGAUGUUUUUCUUGUUUGAACUGUACCCUGGUGCAAU
This is a messenger RNA of Limanda limanda (common dab), 1214 nucleotides long. RefSeq names its product procathepsin L-like. The transcript is spliced from 9 exons. Gene Ontology annotation, molecular function: cysteine-type endopeptidase activity. Lineage: Eukaryota; Metazoa; Chordata; Actinopteri; Pleuronectiformes; Pleuronectidae. Gene Ontology annotation, biological process: immune response. The record is from RefSeq and is a predicted model, not a curated record. The coding region runs from base 107 to 1111 and encodes 334 amino acids. Gene Ontology annotation, cellular component: lysosome.